AUGGACGAAAGGAUGGCACACAACAUGGAGCAAUCUGACGCUGUAGCUUGGUCUAUAGACCUUACCAUCUCACCAGCACACCUCAUCACUGUAAUAUUGACCGUGAUCUUGCUAUUCCGCUUCCUAUUCGGCAGGAUCACCAACUUCGAGGAGCUCUUUGAUAAAAUCCGCAUAUACUGGGUAUCCAACAAGAUCCGAAAGGCAAAAGAGCUCUUUCAAACAGAUACCCAGAUCCAAAUACAAACGGACUGGAUCAAGAAGCGUGAGCUCCUCGACGCGGAGCUAGAAGUCCUGAGGCAGCGGAACUAUUACCUUCGAGAGACCUUCAUUAAACAUGGUAUGGAGGACAAGCUCGAAGACCUUGACGGCCUUGAUAACUACGGCCCCAGUCUUUGGGAAGACAAGCUGGCCGACUCAAAGAUGAGACUGUGGCUGAACAGAAAGGCCCGUGUCGAAAUGGACAAGACCAUGCCAAAGGGCCCUAGAACAAGGGCCUGGGUCGUGCAGUCAGGACGGGCCAAACGAAAGAUAUCAAAGAUCGGCCUAGCACGAUACCUCGCACAGGAGGAGUUUGUAAACCCAUGCAAAAAGAACGAUGGCUGCUGUGCGAGAAAAUGCGGAUGCUGCACCAAGCCCCGAGACGUCUCCAGCGAUGGCGAAGUCUACUUUGCCCACUGCACGGAGCACUGCCUCUGCUGUAUCGGCAGCCGGGGCUUUGCGACGCUAGAUACAACAACCGGCAGCAAAAUUCCAGGUUUCGUCAAGCUCACGCACGAGAACACGUUCCCACAACAAGCAAGGGCAUUCCUCCCGGAGACCCCAGUGGCCCAGAAUCUAGGAGAGGAGGAGCCUGCUUACCAGGCAGAGGCCCACAGCGUUGGCGAAGGCUUUGACGAAUCCAUGAACAACGAGACUUCAUGA
This is a messenger RNA of Nannizzia gypsea CBS 118893, 921 nucleotides long. RefSeq lists its product as hypothetical. Lineage: Eukaryota; Fungi; Ascomycota; Eurotiomycetes; Onygenales; Arthrodermataceae. The coding region runs from base 1 to 921 and encodes 306 amino acids. The transcript has a single exon. The record is from RefSeq and is a predicted model, not a curated record.